Molecule: messenger RNA, 1159 nt
Organism: Ziziphus jujuba (common jujube)
Lineage: Eukaryota; Viridiplantae; Streptophyta; Magnoliopsida; Rosales; Rhamnaceae
Product: probable esterase KAI2
Exons: 2
Coding region: 95-907 (270 amino acids)
Biological process (GO): response to karrikin
Source: RefSeq, a predicted model, not a curated record
CAACCAAACUUAUCCUUUCCCAGUACAAAACACACCGUGAGGCGUCUAAGAGUGUCGGGAGUAAGAGAAAGAAAAAGACAAAAAAAAAAAAAUUAUGGGAAUCGUGGAGGAAGCUCACAACGUGAAGGUUCUGGGACGCGGACAGGAAUUUGUGGUUCUAGCCCACGGCUUCGGCACGGACCAGUCGGUUUGGAAGCACUUGGUUCCCCACCUCGUGGAAGACUACCGGGUGCUUUUGUACGACAACAUGGGUGCUGGAACCACAAACCCCGACUACUUUGAUUUCGAAAGGUACGCAACCAUCGACGGCUAUGCCUAUGAUUUGCUUGCCAUACUUGAAGCCCUUCAAGUCCAAUCCUGCAUCUUUGUCGGUCAUUCUCUCUCCGCCAUGGUCGGCUUAGUCGCUUCCGUGGUUCGUCCUGAUCUUUUCUCUAAGAUCGUCACGCUCUCCGCCUCUCCAAGGUUUUUGAACGAUGAGGAUUACUAUGGAGGAUUAGAACAACACGAAUUGGACCAACUUUUCGUAGCGAUAGAGGCGAAUUACCAAGCAUGGUGCUCCGGUUUCGCUCCGCUGGCGGUGGGAGGAGACUUGGACUCGGUGGCGGUACAAGAAUUCAGCCGGACGCUGUUCAAUAUGAGACCGGACAUAGCUUUUAGCGUUGGAAAGACUGUAUUCGAGUUCGACACGAGGCAGCUACUUAAGCAUGUAACCGUCCCCUGCCACAUUAUCCAGAGCGCCAAAGACAUGGCCGUUCCGGUUGUCAUUUCCGAAUACCUGCACCAGAAUCUCGGCGGCAAGUCCGUCGUCGAGGUAGUGUCGACCGAAGGUCAUCUGCCCCAGCUGAGCGCGCCCGACAUAGUUAUUCCGGUGCUUGUCCGACAUAUUCGACAUGACAUAGCUGAAUAAACCAAACAAAUAAAAAAUAAAAAAAUAAUUCCCUUCCGGAAGUUUUUAUUGUUUUCGACAUCGUUUUCGCUGUGUUAGGUCUCUAAGGUCUAAUCUCAGCUCUCAAGCUUGUUUGUUUGUGUGUGUGUUUUCUUUUUUGGGUAGAAACGUUUUCGUUGGGCUAGCUAAUUGAUGAACAGGAGCUAUAUAUAUAAAUACAUAUAUGAGAAGAAAUAGUGAGAACUAAUAAUUGAUUGAACAGUUGAAUUGAAA